AUGCCGUCGCUUGCGCGUCUGUCUCAGCCAUGGUGCACAGCUUCUGUCCGCCACAAAGUUCGCAUGGAGAUGAUGAUGUGCGUGCUUCCGCUCGUGUCUGCCACAUCCUACUGCGUGUCUCUCGCCGCAGGCAAGGACUUGUCGAUUUCAAAGAAGGUCUUCCUCCUUCAGGCGACUCUUCUGUUUCUGUUGGCAGCGGUGUCUGCACAGCUGAAGUUUCUGAACUCUUUGAACAGCUUAGUCUACUUCAUGGAGAACCCUCGCCACAGCAACGGCUUGUUGAGCACUUGUGCAUUCAUUUCUAUGCGGCUUUCCAUGGCUGAAGUGAUGAUGUCCUGUGACAACGAGGAAGUUGUACAGAUCUCUUUUGAGAUGUUUGAGUCUGCCGUCCUGUGCAUGUGCGUUUUGGAUGAACCAGAGCAGCUGAUGAACCAAUUCAGCUGUUUCUGCUGUUUUGCUUGCGGACGGUUUGUGUGGCUAGGCCAGGCAAGGCCUGUAGCAUUCACAAGCCUUCGGGUAUGCUCCGCCCUACUUCAUGUUGUUGGGCUCCAAGCAAUGAGCCAGCGGACUCGCUGCCUACGUGCACACCAGAAACCUCUAACAGCCGAAAUCCUAAAGCAAUUUGCCGGCUUGCAUGAAAACAGCCCGAAGCAGGGCUGCUCGCAACAAAGAAAGCAGAUACAACUUCGCCGACGACACCGCUCACUGUUAUACCUGCGGCCAGCAUGUGGAUGUGAUGCAGCUGCAAUCAUUGACCAAAUCCGGAAGCGGAGAGCCCGGUGCAAGACAUGCUUCAGUGAGUUUCUGUGGAAAGGCCAGUUCCUGAGGCAGGGAUGGCUGACAGCCGAAAUUCUGGAAUACAUCCAGUCCUUCGUAGAGGAUGACCCACAGCAAGUGAUCACCUACGCAGGCCUCCUGGAAGAUGAUGGUUCAUCGCAGGUAUCCAGCAUCGAUUCCAUGGAGCGGGACAGCAACGACGGCUCAGUUGCCAGCUCGUUGUCAUCCGUUGCGGCCCUGAGGAGAAGCGUGAACGAUCGACUCCGACAUCUCGCGUGCACUCCAACCCCUGGCAUGCACUUAGACACGAAGAGGAACGACCCAUCCGAACCGCAGACAACGUUUCCCUUGCUGGUCAAGCCGCUGUGCAUGCUUGAUGUGAAUCAGCUCUGA
Molecule: messenger RNA, 1170 nt
Organism: Symbiodinium necroappetens
Lineage: Eukaryota; Dinophyceae; Suessiales; Symbiodiniaceae
Source: the annotation of a GenBank genome assembly